Didymodactylos carnosus is the source of this 2116-nucleotide messenger RNA. Lineage: Eukaryota; Metazoa; Rotifera; Eurotatoria; Philodinida; Philodinidae. The record is from the annotation of a GenBank genome assembly.
AGGCAUGAAAAAGGUAUGCUUUUAAAUGUUGAAACGUAACAAUGAAAAGUAGUGUACUUUUGAGUCUAGGAUUUCAGGAUUCCAGGAUUCAAAGAAUGAAAUCCAGUUUGGAGGGCGUUUAUGUACUGAUUUAUGGCGACUUCUGUGUCGUUUUUGGAAAACAUCUGCUCACAUCGGUUUUUCUUUCUAUCAGUCGACAUUUCGCCUGAUGUAUUUGGAUAUCUGUACUGUCGUACUUUAGUGUUGCUUGUGAUGUGAUCAGUGCUUUUUGAUUGGACGGUCCAGAAAAGACCACCCGCCAUUUAUUCCGCAUAGAUUAUAGGCAGAAAAGUCUUCAGUAUGCAUUAGAAUAACGACUAGUGAAUGACAAAAUAAAUUAAAAAAAGAGUUUUGAUAUUCUAUGUUGAAAGCGAGUACGCUGUGUGAUGUUUUCAUUUAAUGUUCUAGAACACUGUUUUUCGCGCAUUAACCCUGAAGCUCUUUUGAGUCAGAUUAAAGUGUGAAAGAACUGGGUGCUUCUACAAAUGGAUCACCUCCCUGCCACUGUCAUUCACAUCAUACUCACUGCAAUACCACUUGGAGGUGACCAGUUUGUAGAGGAACGAAGAAUUGCUACACGUAUAAGAGGUUCCUGAUCAGAUUUUCUGUCUCUUUAUGAUAAGUUUUCCUCGUCGACGCUGCACUUAGCAAACAUGAAUCAACUCUAAACUUGUUUUGUAUGCAGAAACAGCUAAAAUAUGUUUAAAUUGGCAAAUUUCACGGUUAUUGCACUGACUUUGCGUAAACUGUCCUGUUUACGGGUGGUUUUCAUCAGCUUUAUGAUUUCAGAUUGAAAUUUUCAGGAAAAAGCAGAUUUUUUUGCGUUUUUCUGUCUUAGCCUGUAGAAGCAGUCUCAAGUGUGAAAAGCAAUUCAAGAUGGGAUGUCUUGACGAAGUUACACUAUUCUUUAAAACGAAUUUUUUGCCCGAUACGCAGUUCUAACGUCUUACUUCCAUAGAUUUAAGUAUUUAGUCACCCCUAUUUGUGCUCGACUUGUGCUUCAAGCUAUUUGCGCUUUAUCCAAGACAGAUUUUAAAUAGUGAAAUGUCAAACGUUUAAAAAUCUUCAUGACUUUAUCUUGAACAACCUUUCUGAACAUGUCCCCAGGUUCAAAGAAACUUGUCAUCAAUCUCGAUACUCAAAAAUAGUGCAUUUAAAACUUCGUGAAAUUGAAUUUUGUGCUUGAGCAUUAGUUUCUGUCUGUUUUAUGUGAUCAGUGUCAAAGUCUAUGCAUCUAAUGACUUUAUUUCACUGCUAUCUGAAGUAUAAAGCUAUUUCAAAUCUCUGUAUAGAGGUGUACUGGUAGCUCACCACACGGCUUACUUAUACUGCCUAUAAGUAAAAUUAUUACACUAUUUUAUGUGCUUCGUGAACAUACGAUUGUCGCGUUGAGUUAAUGUCCGUACAAUGUCUUUUCUUCGUUUUAUUGUUUUUAGCCUAUGCCACAAUGACAAAAACACAAAGUUCGCUAAACGAGUUUGGCCAUUUACUCAACAAAAAUAUCGAUAAAGCUGCAGCCAGCACAUUUGAUUUAUCAAAAAUUCUGUCGAACAACGAAUUAGCAGUAUUUAGUCAGUAUGAACAUUCGCAAGGCGGAACGCCUGAAACAUUAUUUUUCGGUUUAUUUCCAUUACUAUCCCAUUUUUCAAAUCAAAGUUAUUAUGAACAUCUAUUUGGAUACAAACCAUUUAAUGUCUAUUCGGUUAUAGUUGGACCAACAGGUUCAAUGAAAACAACAAAUAUAAAUAAAUGGAUGAAAGCUGCAUAUAAAGUCGAAAAUAUGUUUCCAUCAUCAUAUAUUAGAGAUUUAGAUAUAGGCAAAAACACACAAGCGACGAGAUCAAUCGUGACUAAUUUGAAUAGUUUAUCGUUGAGAAAACAUUUUACAAAAGGCGACGUGCUAUUAUGUGCAGAUGAAAUUGAUACUGUAUUUGAAAAAUUAGGUGUUUUCGACGUGGGUACCCCAAAUAAAGCAGAAGAAAAUACAUUAAUAUGUAAUGCAUUUGAUCAAAUUAAAAACUCUACAAGAACAACUGGCUCUACAUAUGUACAUAUUGAAUCAGCAAAACUAUCGAUC